Molecule: messenger RNA, 1344 nt
Organism: Camellia sinensis
Lineage: Eukaryota; Viridiplantae; Streptophyta; Magnoliopsida; Ericales; Theaceae
Product: L10-interacting MYB domain-containing protein
Source: RefSeq, a predicted model, not a curated record
CCUGUUGUUUUAAUUCGUGUCCUUUCAUAGUCAAUAACAUCCAAACUUUGCAGUGCCUCUCUCUCUGCUAUUUAUCAUCUCCGAAGAUGUCUCACGCACUUUCGACGAAGCGAAGAAAGUUGUCAGUCAAGGGCGUCACUGAUCCAGAAACGAUGGAUAAUCAUCCAAGUCAGGAUCCAUCAGAGGCUGUUUGGUCAAUGCCGAAUUGGCCACCACGUCUAGAGAAGAUAUUUGUAGAAUUGCUGAUUGAUGAAAUGAAAUACCAUUUGGAUGUGAUACCAAGUGGAUUUAAAGAUGAUGCAUGGGAUCGUGUAUGCAAAGAAUUUAAUCAGGUGACUGGUUUGAAUUAUGAUAAGAUGCAGCUGAAGAAACACCUGGCUAUAUUGCGUAAACGUUAUCGCAUUGUGAAACCACUUUAUAACCAUGGUGGCUUUGGUUGGGAUUAUCGUCGGAAGAUGGUUGACGUUGAUGAUCUUGUGUGGGCAGAAUAUAUUGAGGUACAUCCUGAGAUCAAGCCAUACAGAAAAUGGGGUUGCCCAAUAUACGAAGAGCUAUGUACAAUAUUCACAAAGUCAAAGGCCACAGGAAAAUAUGCAAUCUCAUUUGGUGGCGGCUAUAUGUCGCGCAACAACAAUACUUCGCACCCAAGGGGGAAUGUUAAUAUUUCAGAUGGAUGCAACAAACGGCAGUUGGUACAACCAUCAAGUUUGGGUCCCAACAAGAGGAGUCAUAAGGGAGAUGAAAAUUCAAAUGCAAAUGCGACUUCAGAAACUGGAACUGUUUCUGCAUCAAGCAAAGAUGCAAUUGCUCAGAAGGAUGACCUAUAUUCUGCAGGCCGCUGUAUUACAGUUAUAAAUGGAAUGCAAGGUGUUGAUCGACGCCUUUACAAUGGUGCAAUGGAUUUGUUCCAGAGCCCAUGCUGGAGAAAGACAUUCAUGUCACUGAAAUGUGAGAAACGAUUGAACUGGUUGAAGGCCAUGCUCCCUAGUGUUUCAUGAUGCUAAGGAGCAUUUGCAGUGAACAGCAUCGGACACUACUCCAGGAAUGCGUGGAGCUUUUGUGCAGGUUUUCUUAACCCAUAUUUGAUUUUUGCAACAGAGGCCAAUAUUGUAGCUAAAUACUUCAGUCAAUUUCUGUAGGAUUUCCAUCUUGACAUUGCAGUUCACUGCCCUUCCUGUGUUUUGUACCUUGUUUUGGUUUAUGUUAAACUCAACUAGGCCUCUCUAAUCGUUUUGUACAUGGCAUACUGUGUAAAAUUGCAGUGUAACAUGCAGGCAGGUCAAUGAGAGAUUCACAACAUGUGAAUUUUUUGAUAUAUAAAUUUUAAUGCAUAAUUCAAAGCAA